This is a messenger RNA of Coccidioides posadasii C735 delta SOWgp, 1817 nucleotides long. RefSeq lists its product as uncharacterized. The record is from RefSeq and is a predicted model, not a curated record. Gene Ontology annotation, cellular component: mitochondrion. Gene Ontology annotation, molecular function: pyruvate dehydrogenase (acetyl-transferring) kinase activity. Lineage: Eukaryota; Fungi; Ascomycota; Eurotiomycetes; Onygenales; Onygenaceae. Gene Ontology annotation, biological process: regulation of glucose metabolic process; protein phosphorylation.
CCCCCUGCGGUUCAGUCCGGUUGGAAUUGGGGGUUGAGAAGGAGAUAUCAGCGUUAAUAUCCUCAGGCCGCGGGGGCCUGAGUCCAACUCACAGCCAUGUGGAAGGCAUCAGAACGGCUGAUGGACACCAUCAGCCACUAUGCCUCGUUUCCAGCGACAGGAGUUUCCCUAAGGCAGAUGGUUCAGUUUGGACAUAGACCAUCAACAGGAACUCUCUUUCGCGCAUCCCAAUUCCUGUCGGAAGAACUCCCAAUCCGCCUAGCACACAGAGUCAAGGAGCUGGGCGACCUGCCGGAUGGAUUAAACGACAUGCCUUCGAUAAGAAAGGUGCAGGAUUGGUAUGCACAGUCAUUCGAGGAAAUUAUAAGUUUGCCACGGCCAACCCUUUCGCAGGAAGUCAGAGCUCGCCUUCUACGGCCGAGUCGCCAGCAUGGCCGCGAGCCGAAACUCCUCGAUGAGGCAACACAAAAUCCGAGUGUGAAAAACGGCCAAUACCGCUCCUCCACGACAUCCAUCCUCCAGCAGACAAAAGACCUGUGCAUUAACGGCAACGGCGGCAAUGGAGGUGUAAAUGGGACUACAAAGCACAGAGUCAGCGGGAACCGAAGGUACUUUGUUGCCGCAGACGACGGAGGCGACUGGCCACCCGAACUCAGGGAUUAUAACAACCGGUUCGCUUCGACGCUACAUCACAUCAAAAGGCGGCAUGAUAGCGUGGUCACGACAGUUGCGCAAGGAAUUCUGGAAUGGAAACGGAAAAGGCAGCGGCUGCAGAUUGACUCUAAUAUACAAUCGUUCCUUGAUCGUUUUUACAUGUCUCGUAUCGGUAUACGAAUGCUGAUAGGGCAACAUAUUGCCCUUACACAGCAGACGCAUGAAUACCACCCGAACUAUGUCGGAAUCAUCUGUACCAAGACGAAUGUCCGUGAACUUGCGCAGGAAGCGAUUGAGAACGCGCGGUUCGUCUGUGAAGAUCAUUAUGGAUUAUUUGACGCACCCAAGGUUCGCCUCGUCUGCAAAGAUGAUUUGAAUUUUAUGUACGUCCCGGGGCAUCUGUCGCACAUGCUUUUCGAAACUCUGAAGAAUUCGUUGCGUGCUGUUGUAGAAACACAUGGCCCGGAGAAUGAUUCGUUCCCUGAGAUCAAGGUUAUUGUCGCGGAAGGCCGCGAGGAUAUAACAAUUAAAAUUUCCGACGAAGGAGGGGGUAUCCCAAGAUCGUCAAUUCCCCUAGUUUGGACGUAUAUGUACACCACAGUGGAUCAGACUCCAAAUUUGGACCCGGAUUUUAAUAAGAGCGAUUUUAAGGCUCCAAUGGCUGGUUUUGGCUAUGGGCUUCCGAUCAGUCGGCUCUAUGCACGGUAUUUCGGCGGUGACUUAAAGUUGAUUAGCAUGGAGGGAUAUGGCACAGAUGUCUACCUUCACCUUAACCGCCUUUCUUCGAGCUCAGAGCCCCUUCAAUGACAAUUACCAGUCAUGAAGGAUGGCCGCACACUCGUUCGCUCGGCUCGCCAUUUAUUCCCUUCGCUUCCAUCAUCAUCCCAAGCAUUGACGCCCAUGAAUGUGGCGGUAAUUCGUUCAAUGGUUGAAACCAGAGAGGUGUCUGAAAGGAAACAAGUAGGGGAUGCGGAGAGCCUCGUCUAUCAGGAGAGAAGUUGGUGAGAACCCAUAAAUUGUGGGCUCUCGCCCCUCGAUUAACGUUUCCCUUCCGGCCGGCUGCAGAAUUUGAUUGCUCACAAUAUGUUCCUCUGUGUAAAGGAUAAGCGUUUUCCUGCGCAUUAGGAGACUUCGGCCGUUCCUACGGUUCAUGCGCGGAUUAC